ACGAAGAUUUGACAUUUGGAUCUAUUCGCUUUGAUACAAAAAAUAAAAUAUCUCUAAAAUGGGGCGAUUAUCGUAAUACUGUGCUAAAGUUAUGAGUAAAACACAAUAAAAAAUAGCAGUUCUUUAAUUCCGUUGCAUUAAUGUGGAUUCUGUGACGUUAUUUGCCAAAAACGGCGAGAAAAAUACAUAUUUCUACGCGACUACGUUUUCUCACAAUUAACUUUGAAAUGUUAUGAUAAAAACAAUGUUUCAUUCAUAAAAAGUGAUUUAAUUCCAAAGUGAAUCUCUUGACUGUGUCCAAUACGUGUUUACUGUGUUAAAUAACUGUAUAUUUGUGUGUAAAAUGCGUACGUAGAUCGACUGCUAGACAUGGUUAUCGCAGACCUAUUUAUAUCGUAAAUAUUUAUAUUCCGCGGUGGUACUGUGGCUUUUAAUGAGUUAUAAGUGGUGCACAUAAAGCUGUAAUGUAGUUUUAGUGUGUUUAUUUAGUGGUGAUCUUAAGAGGAUCUUAUAUGGCGGUCAAUUUUUGAUUGGACUGUGAACUUUGGUUUUCGAGCAUCGCGGGUGGAUCCUAUGUUAAAAUGGUUACGAUGAACUCUUCAGAAAAGGCUGCUCAGAAGGCCUGUCAGCAAGGACCAUCCAGGGACAACUCCAAGUAUGUAAAAGAAGAGAAAGACAAAGAUAAAAAGGACACAAAAGAUGGCGCCCUCUCGAACCUACCGCCAAACGUGCAGGCUCUUAUGUCCACCAUACCUUCGCCGGAAGAAUCGCCCAACUACCUCAUUUACAAGAAGAUGGAAGCCAUCAUCGAGAAGAUGCAGGAUGAGAACACGGGGGUUCCCGUGAAGACUGUCAAGAGUUUCAUGUCCAAGAUUCCAUCGGUGUUCACCGGCGCGGACCUGGUCGCGUGGCUGUCCCGCUCACUGCGCUUACAAGAUACCUGGGAAGCGUUGCACCUGGCACACCUGUUGGCAGCCCACGGAUACCUGUUCCCGAUCGACGACCACAACCUGACCGUGAAGAACGAUAGCACGCACUACAGGUACGCGAGAGUAUGUGAGGUCUCCCGGCUGUCCCGCUCACUGCGCUUACAAGAUACCUGGGAAGCGUUGCACCUGGCACACCUGUUGGCUGCCCACGGAUACCUGUUCCCGAUCGACGACCACAACCUGACCGUGAAGAACGAUAGCACGCACUACAGAUUCCAAACACCGUACUUUUGGCCGUCAAACCAAUGGGAACCAGAGAACACUGAUUAUGCUGUGUAUCUGUGCAAGCGUACGAUGCAGAACAAAGCGCGCUUAGAACUGGCCGACUACGAAGCAGAGUCUUUAGCGCGCCUUCAGAAGAUGUUCAGUCGCAAGUGGGAGUUUAUAUUCAUGCAGGCCGAGGCGCAGAGCAAGGUCGACAAGAAGCGGGAUAAACUGGAGAGAAAAGUACUGGACAGCCAGGAGAGAGCCUUCUGGGACGUGCACCGACCUAUGCCCGGCUGCGUUAAUACAACUGAGCUGGAUCCGCGAAAACUGUCCCGCAUCAACGCUCUGAAAGCUAAGCGGCUGCGGCAGGCUCAAGAACUCAUCCUGCAACAUAACCUUAAGAACAAUCCAAUCGUGACAAUAACCAAUGCUCAAGAAAGCGAAGAACAGAUACAGAAGAAGAACGAAAAUAAUACAGUCAAAGAAAAUGGAGAGACGUCCCAGCCAGACGCAUCCGCAGCGCCCGAAGCGGAAGCGAAGCAGAAGGGAAGCAUCGAGCAGCAGAUCGAAGCGGCGCGCAGGCAGAUCGCCGUGCUCAAAGCGCGCAUCGAGAGACGAAACGUACGCGUUAGCAAGGUGGCUGAGAUGUUUAUAUCCUACUGCGAGCAGUAUGCCGAAUACGACGCGUUCCUGACACCGCCCGAGUGGCCCAACCCGUGGGUGUCUGACACCACCGAGCUAUGGGACCAGGAGAAACAGUGCAAAGACCCGCUGCCGCUUCGCCGUGUGCGCCGCUGGGCUUUCAGCCUGCGAGAGCUGUUGCAAGACCCGGCUGGAAGGGAGCACUUCGCCAAGUUCCUGUCCAAGGAGUUUAGCGGGGAGAACCUUAAAUUCUGGCUGGCCGUGCAGGAGUUGAAAGCGCUUCCCAUCCGUCGCGUCGCGGCGCGCGCUCGCGAGAUAUGGAAGGAGUUCCUGGCAUCAGACGCGCCGUCGCCCGUCAACAUCGACGCCGCUAGCAGAGAGCUGACCCGCACCAAAGUCGAAUCUGGGACCGCGGAUAGAUACUGCUUCGACCAAGCGCAGGCACACGUAUGGCACCUGAUGAAGUCCGACAGCUACUCGCGAUACCUUCGCUCGGAAAUGUACAAGGAGUACCUCAACGGCUCCAAGAAAAAGACAUCUGUCAAAGGCAUACGAUCGAUCGUCUCGUUCACCGCUAGAAAAGAAACGUCUAGCAACUAAAGAGAAGAACAGGUAAACAGAAGACGGAAGAACAGAAGAAGUAAGGCAAGCUAACGCCGUAAUAUACCAAAGAACGUGACCGCGUGAAGGAUACCGGUAUAUCUGGAUACCGGUACGAAACCGGUUUGGCUAAAUAACGGUAUUAUUUAACUGAUUUUAGUUGAAAUCGUGAUACCGGUACGAAACCGGUUUGGCUAAAUAACGGUAUUAUUUUACUGAGUUUAGUUGAAAUCUUGAUACCGGUACGUAACCGGUUUGGCUAAAUAACGGUAUUAUUUUACUGAAUUUAGUUAACGUUAUUGAUAUUAUGUUUUAUUGCGUUCCAAAGUAAAUAAAAUGUACCGGUAAAUGUUUGUUUCGACAGAGCUUAGAUAACUAUUUAAUUAUUCUAUUUUUAGUCAGUUUUUUGUAAUUUUUAGGAACCUCAAAUGAAAUCCGUCUUUUAUUUCUUUAUUAACCAUACAAUUAUUAAUAAUUAGUUUUAUUUAACUUUUGUAAUACCGUUUUUUUUGUAUUUUGAAACAAAUUGCACGUAUUCCUUGCUUAUCUUAGAUUUCGUUGUAAAUUUCAUUUAUUUCAUUAAUUUAUGAAGUGGUGGGGAGUGUAGAUCUCUUAGACUGCCGGUAAAUAACGGUAUUUAAUUUUCGACGACCGGUAAAUACCGAUAUUUUACCGGUCGCCGAAAAAAAUAUGUAAUCGGUAAAUAUUAGAAUCGUAUUUAAAUAAAAAUAAUAUAGAGAAUGCAAUAUUCGUUAGUAAGUUUGUAUGUAUAUUACUAUCAUAGUAUGAUUAUUUUUGUUAGAAGUACCUUCUAUCUAAUAUCUAUAGUCUUCUAUAGUUCCCUAUGACAUGUAAACAAUUUUAGACUUUAUUGCAUUUGAAUUUAGGAUGUGUUUUCAAUUUACGUUAUCAGAAAGUCAGAUUAAAGUUUUGUUUCAAUUUUUCUACUCUAAUAUUAUAAAGAGGAAAACUUUGUUUGUUUGUUUGGUUGUAAUGAAUAGGCUCAAAAACUACUGGACCGUUUUUAAAAAUUCUUUCACCAUUGGAAAGCCACAUUGUCCACACGGGCGAAGCCGCGGGCGGAAAGCUAGUAUCUUAUAAAAUGAAGUCUUCCUAACAUUUUUGGCAUUAAAUUACCCGCUUCUAUUACAUUUAAUAAUAUAGAAAAAGACGUUGUUCUGCUAUCCAAACUAUACUUACGGGCAAAAGUAUGGAAUUUUACCCCUUUGUGUUCCGAGCGGUCUUA
This is a messenger RNA of Ostrinia nubilalis (European corn borer), 3684 nucleotides long. RefSeq names its product regulator of G-protein signaling 7-like (gene RSG7). Gene Ontology annotation, biological process: regulation of G protein-coupled receptor signaling pathway; G protein-coupled receptor signaling pathway; intracellular signal transduction. The record is from RefSeq and is a predicted model, not a curated record. Lineage: Eukaryota; Metazoa; Arthropoda; Insecta; Lepidoptera; Crambidae. Gene Ontology annotation, molecular function: GTPase activator activity. Gene Ontology annotation, cellular component: neuron projection; cytoplasm. The transcript has 17 exons. The coding region runs from base 582 to 2438 and encodes 618 amino acids.